Molecule: messenger RNA, 6960 nt
Organism: Oncorhynchus nerka (sockeye salmon)
Lineage: Eukaryota; Metazoa; Chordata; Actinopteri; Salmoniformes; Salmonidae
Product: dematin-like
Exons: 16
Coding region: 301-1407 (368 amino acids)
Biological process (GO): actin filament bundle assembly; lamellipodium assembly; cytoskeleton organization
Cellular component (GO): actin cytoskeleton; plasma membrane
Molecular function (GO): actin filament binding
Source: RefSeq, a predicted model, not a curated record
AUCUAAAUUCUGGUAUUCAUUGUUCACCAUGUUGCUUCUUAUCCACUUGUUGUCAGAUAGGCUAGGAGAGGGAAGGAGCUGAGGAGUGUAAAAGAGAGGAGGAGACGAGAGAGAAGAGAGGACGCACUCACAUCCUCCCAUCAGUUUCCUUGAUAUCUAGGAGCGCGCUUAAAUUGACAGGCGUCCGCCCAUGGAACAGGACUGAUGGGAUUUCGGAAUGCUCGAUCUGUUCGCGUCACUAGCUGGAGUGUUAUUUCGUUGAUGACGGCGGAUUGAUUGGCAGGAAGGAUUUCCACCAUCAUGCAGAAGGUGGAGAGACCAGAUCUCAUGACCUACCAACCUCACCUCACCUACUCACCACUAGACGCAGUGCGUACGCCCCGUAGAGAGAGAUCCCUCUCUCCUCCCUCCAUCUCUCCUCCUCCCUCUCCUGAGCUGAAGGUGUGUAGGGAGGAUGGAGGAUCUCCAGGAGGCUCCACAAUGCAGCUCCGAAAGACAUCCAUUCCCCUACAGCAGCAUUUCCACAGGCCAGAUAAUGGUGCCAACAUCUACAUGAAGAUGCCUAAUUUUAAACAGGAGGUCAGCAAGCAGAAGGUGAUGGGCAGCAUUAUCCAGUCAUCUAAGUUCCCAGCAGCUCAGAAACCAGACCCCAACCUGCCCUCAAAAAUAGAGACAGAGUACUGGCCCUGUCCUCCCUCACUGGCUGCUAUGGAGAUUGAGUGGAGGAAGAGGAAGGAGGAAGAGGAAGAGGGGAAGGAUGAGUUUGAAGUCCUGACUAGUGACGCCAAGACACUACAGGAGCAGGAGCUCCACAAGAUCAAGUCUAACCUGGGCAGGCUGAUCCUGAAGGAGGAGAAGGAGGAGCAGGAGAAGGCUCUACUUGACCUUGGCCGCAGGAAGACGCAGUCACUGCCAGACAGAACACACAUGCACACAAGUUUCUCCUUGAAGGUGUCCUCCAGCUCAGGUCUGACCAGGAUGCAGUCUGCAGAGUUCACUACAGAGGGAAAUCAAGGCAAAACAGGUAGGCUACAUUUAUCAUGUAUUACAAAAACAGUUGUAGUAGUGAAACGCUUCUUCUUGUUUUUAGCUUAUAGGAGUAAAACCUGGUGUGGUCGUCAGCUGCAGGAGCCCAUCUCUGAACAGAAAGGAGAGGCACCGCGGGAAAGGAUGGACAGAGGAAAGUCACUGCCAAGUAUGCUGGAGCAGAAGAUCUACCCAUAUGAAAUGCUCAUAGUCACACAUAGAGGGCGCUGCAAUCUGCCGCCAGGCGUGGACCGUACCAGAUUGGAGAGACACCUGUCUCCUGAGGACUUUGAGCGUCUGUUCGGAAUGCCCAUCGCCGAGUUCGACCGUCUGUCACUAUGGAAACGAAAUCAUUUGAAAAAGAAUGUUCAACUUUUCUAGCAGAAAUUGACCUUAUCCUUCACAGAAAACAGGAACUGCUCCACUGCCUCACGAAGAAUACCCCACAACACCAAACUAUCACACCCUAACUAACCAUAAAAAUGUCACAUCCUAACUAGUCCUAUAUCGCUGUAGCCAUAUUCUACCUGUAUGUUCCCGUCGUAUCCUCUAGGGCUCUAUUCAAUCAGAUCCGCUUUUGACGACAUCUGCAUAGCGGUUGUUUUGGAGGUGUCAGAGGUAGAAGAACUGCACGAGAGCUGUCAAAUCCACAAGCGCCUCCUGGCAUUCUACCUAAAGCGGACAUUGCCAUUGGUUGCAUAGAGUUGCAUUAAGAGAAAUACCAUGUAGCCUUGUUGGAACAGUGGAAUGUGAGAUGUAAUCUACACCUCCAUUAGGAUGAUAGAAACCAUCAUCAUUUAGUUGAGUGAUUUUCAAUUUGAAUAAUGAAUUUUCAUUAUUUCUAUAUGGCCUACAUUCUGACGGGUGCAGCUGCGUGACAUUUAUCAAGAGCAGCUGAUCACGUUUUGACUGCUCCAACUUAGUUACACCUCCAAAACAUCAGCUAUGCGAGUGUCUGCUGUCGCUGGUUAAUGCUGGAUCUGAUUGAAUCUGGGCCCUAGUCUCACUGGCUUUGAUAUAGAGCAUCAGUACAGAGACAAGCCUGACCCAAGUCUUACCCCUAAUCCUAACCGACCUGAUCAUAAGCAUUGAGAAGUAUCUACUGCCUCCCCACCACAUACACACACACACACACACACAGAUGUACAUACUGUACACACACUAUCUAGCCACACAAUAAUUAUCACUGCUUUUAAUACACUUAGAAAUGUGAAAAUAUUAUAAUUUUGAUAGCAAAUCUACAGUGCAUUUGGUAAGUAUUCAGACCUUCUCUUUUUUCCACAUUGUUACAGCCUUAUUCUUAAAUGGAUCUCUUUUUAAACAUAUGUUUGUUUACAUACAGUGGGGAGAACAAGGAUUUGAUACACUGAUGAUUUUGAAGGUUUUCCUACUAUGUAGAGGUCUGUAAUUUUUAUCAUAGGUACACUUCAACUGUGAGAGACAGAAUCUAAAACAAAAAUCCAGAUAAUCACAUUGUAUGAUUUUUAAGUAAUUAAUUAGCAUUUUAUUGUAUGAUAUAAGUGUUUGAUACAUCAGAAAAGCAGAACUUAAUAUUUGGUACAGAAUCCUUUGUUUGCAAUUACAGAGAUCAUACGUUUCCUGUAGUUCUUGACCAGGUUUGCACACACUGCAGCAGGGAUUUUGGCCCACUCCUCCAUACAGACCUUCUCCAGAUCCUUCAGGUUUCGGGGCUGUCGCUGGGCAAUACGGACUUUCAGCUCCCUCCAAAGAUUUUCUAUUGGGUUCAGGUCUGGAUACUGGCUAAGCCACUCCAGGACCUUGAGAUGCUUCUUACGGAGCCACUCCUUAGUUGCCCUGGCUGUGUGUUUCGGGUCGUUGUCAUGCUGGAAGACCCAUCUUCAAUGCUCUUACUGAGGGAAGGAGGUUGUUGGCCAAGAUCUCGCGAUACAUGGCCCCAUCCAUCCUCCCCUCAAUACGGUGCAGUCGUCCUGUCCCCUUUGCAGAAAAGCAUCCCCAAAGAAUGAUGUUUCCACCUCCAUGCUUCACGGUUGGGAUGGUGUUCUUGGGGUUGUACUCAAUCCUUCUUCUUCCUCCAAACACGGCGAGUUGAGUUUAGACCAAAAUGCUAUAUUUUUGUCUCAUCAGACCACAUGACCUUCUCCCAUUCCUCCUCUGGAUCAUCCAGAUGGUCAUUGGCAAACUUCAGACAGGCCUGGACAUGCGCUGGCUUGAGCAGGGGGACCUUGCGUGCGCUGCAGGAUUUUAAUCCAUGACGGUGUAGUGUGUUACUAAUGGUUUUCUUUGAGACUGUGGUCCCAGCUCUCUUCAGAUCAUUGACCAGGUCCUGCCGUGUAGUUCUGGGCUGAUCCCUCACCUUUCUCAUGAUCAUUGAUGCCCCACAAGGUGAGAUCUUUCAUGGAGCCCCAGACCGAGGGUGAUUGACCGUCAUGUUGAACUUCAGUUAAUAGUUAAUAGAGGUAAUAGAGGUGCAGUUAAUAGAGGUAAUGAGUGGAGAACAGGAGGGCUUCUUAAAUAAAACUAAAAGGUCUGUGAGAGCCGGAAUUCUUACUGGUUGGUAGGUGAUCAAAUACUUAUGUCAUGCAAUAAAAUGCAAAUUAAUUACUUAAAAAUCAUACAAUGUGAUUUUCUGGAUUUUUGUUUUAGAUUCCAUCUCUCACAGUUGAAGUGUACCUAUGAUAAAAUUACAGACCUCUACAUGCUUUGUAAGUAGGAAAACCUGCAAAAUCGGCAGUGUAUCAAAUCCUUGUUCUCCCCACUGUAAGUAUUCAGACCCUUUACUCAGUGUUUUGUUGAAGCACCUUUGGCAGUGAUUAUAGCCUUGAGUCUUCUUGGGUAUGACACAACAAGCUUGGCACACCUGUAUUUGGGGAGUUUCUCCCAUUCUUCUCUGCAGAUCCUCUCAAGUUCUUGUCAGGUUCAAUGCACAGCUAUUUUCAGGUCUUUCCAGAGAUGUUCAAUCGGUUUAAAGUCCAGGCUCUGGCUUUGCUACUCAAGGACAUUCAGAGACUGGUCCCGAAGCCACUCCUGCAUUGUCUUGGCUAUGUGCUUAUGGUCGUUGUCCUGUUGGAAGGUGGACCUUCGCCCCAGUAUGAGGCCCUGAGCACUCUGGAGCAAGUUUUCAUUAAGGAUCUCUCUGUACUUUGCUCUGUUCAUCUUUCUCUUGACCUUGACUAGUCUCCCAGUCCCUGCCGCUGAAAAACAUCCCCACAGCAUGAUGCUGCCACCACCAUGCUUCACUGUUGGGAUGGUAUUGGCCAGGAGAUGAGCAAUUCCUGGUUUCCUCCAGGCAUGUUACUUGGCAUUGAGGCCAAAGAAUUGGUUUCAUCAGACCAGAGAAUCUUGUUUCUCAUGGUCAGAGUCCUUUAGGUGCCUUUUGGCAAACUCCAAGUGGGCUGUCAUGUGCCUUUUUUUGAGGAGUGGCUUCUGUCUGGCCACUCUACCAGAAAGGCCUGAUUUGUGGAGUGCUGCAGAGAUGGUUGUCCUUUUGGAAGGUUCUCCCAUUUCCACAGAGGGACUCUGGAGCUCUGUCAGUGACCAUCGGGUUCUUGGUCACCUCCCUGACCAAGGCCCUUCUCCUCUGAUUACUCAGUAUGUCCGGGCGGCCAGCUCUAGGAAGAGUGGUGGUGGUUCCAAACUUCUUCCAUUUAAGAAUGAUGGAGGCCACUGUGUUCUUGGGAACAUUUAAUGCUGCAGAUAUGAUUUGGUACUCUUCCCCAGAUCUGUGCCUCAACACAAUCCUGUCUCGGAGCUCCACGGACAAUUCCUUCGACCUCAUGGCUUGGUUUUUGCUCUGACAUGUAUCGUCAACUGUGGGACCUUAUAUAGACAUGUGUGUGCCUUUCCAAAUCAUGUCCAAUCAAUUGAAUUUACCACAGGUGGACUCCAAUAAAGUUGUAGAAACAUCUCAAGUAAAAUCAAUGGAAACAGGUUGCACCUAAGCUCAAUUUUGGGUCUCAUAGCAAAUGGUGUAAAUAAGGUAUUUCUGUUUUUAAUUUUUAAUAAAUUGGCAACAUUUCUAAAAACCUGUUUUUGCUUUGUCGUUAUGGGGUAUUGUGUGUAGAUUGAGGGGGGGAAACAAUUUAAUACGUCUGUAAUGUAACAAAAUGUGGAGAAAGUCGAGGGGUCUGAAUACUUUCCGGAUGCACUGUAUGUUCAAACUUCACAUUAUCACUGUGAUUUGUUUUUACAUGAUUGAUCGACCAUGGUUCAUGUUUUAUAGAAAUGUUGUUGUGUAUUAGUACAGCUUUUUAUUCACGGUAAUAUAUUUCCUGGUGUGAACCCAUGACUGAGGUUGACAAAUAUUAUUAUUAUUGUAUUAAUCUGAAAAUUAUUCUCUCAAAACAGAAGUGUUAUUUUUUUCUUUUCGUGGUUAUUCUCAAAUCAGAAACAGGCUCUAAGAUCGUAGAAAAGGUUCUGAGACAAGUAGGACAUUCCUGGCAUGAAGAACACCAGAAAUGAUUACCAAUCUAAAUCCCACCCAGAACAAGACCCGUAAUCCCUACCUCCCAACCCUAGUGUAUAUGCUGAAUUUGGAAAAUGAAUAAAAUAAGUGUUGUAUUAUUUGUUUUAAUUACAUUUGACAACAAAUCUAGCUGUAUAGAAAACACUGUCCUUUGUCAUUCAACAAAUUCUACAAGGUAACAAAGGUUUUUCUUUUCAGUUUUUUAUUGAAUGGAUACAGCUACAUAAAUCAGAGGCCUCGCAGUACAAAUACUUCAGCUAUUAUGAAAAACCUUGAUUAAACGAUCUCUGUACAUUCUGUGAGAUAUGUUGAGGAGCUGGAACAGAAGUCAGAAACAAGACGAGGCCCCAUCGCCGCUCACAUACGCGUCAACCCCAUUCUCUAUUGACCCUCAAUACCUCCACCCCCAUCCCUCAAUACCUCCACCCCUUAAUACCGCCACCCAUAUAACACACACACUCCAAACAGCCUUCACCUAUUCAUCAUCCAAAACCCACCAUCUUCCACACACUCUCAUUCAUACCUCUCCCUCAUACACGAUCUAGCUUGUGCUUCUCCACUGUUAACAGACUGUCUUCAGAGAGAGAAAACAAAUCUCUUCCUCCCACAUCCCUCGCUGAUCUAGGUAUGAAGCCUAAUUCUAUUUUUCGUAAAAAUAAAACAAAAACAAAAACAGUCAAUCACAUUGAGAGACGGGGACAUUUAUAAUGUACAUAUAAUAUAAAUGUCAAUACUCUUGUCACACUGUCAUUGGCAUUAGAAAGGAUGGAUUUAAUGCAAUGCUGGUUCAAACGGAUUUCUCUUUUUUUAUUCAAGUGCUCUUGCUUGCUCUUUUUGGGUGGGAUACAGACACAGCGAAGGUACUUUAUAUAUCUUAGGCACCAUAGCCUAGGUACAUUAUAUACUAUAUAUCUUAGGCAUCAUAGCCUAGGUACUUUAUAUACUAUAUAUCUUAGGCAUCAUAGCCUAGGUACUUUAUAUACUAUAUUUCUUAGGCAUCAUAGCCUAGGUACAUUAUAUACUAUAUAUCUUAGGCACCAUAGCCUAGGUACUUUAUAUCUUAGUAAUGUUGUCUAAUAUAUAAAGUACCAAGGCAAAGACCUUUAUAUGAGUUGCAGCGUAGGUCUUCCUUUGCCAAGCACACAAAUAGGUAAAAAGGUGGUGUGACUAUUAUCAACUCAAAAUUACAAAAUGGAUUUGCCUUUUAUUUAAUACGGCAGUGAUGCCCCAGCCUAGGGACAGUCAAUAAAGAAAUGUACAUUGUAGAUUGAGUCGUCAUGUAUCAUUUAUAGAAAUGUACAAUGUAGAUUAAAUCAUGUGUCAUUUGUUCAGAUCCACUGUUAGAUUCUAGAUGAUGAAAUAAAUAAACAUGAUGCUAGGACUGAUUCUCUGGAGGCCAAGUAACAAAGACCCAUCCUUACUGCCCCUCAGAGGGAGGGAGAAGAGGAGAGCAGGAAAAGAGGGGGACACGGAGGGAGUAGGAUAGGGAG